Trypanosoma theileri is the source of this 1809-nucleotide messenger RNA. RefSeq names its product putative cytidine triphosphate synthase, putative,CTP synthase. Gene Ontology annotation, molecular function: identical protein binding; CTP synthase activity. The record is from RefSeq and is a predicted model, not a curated record. The coding region runs from base 1 to 1809 and encodes 602 amino acids. Gene Ontology annotation, biological process: CTP biosynthetic process; pyrimidine nucleobase biosynthetic process. The transcript has a single exon. NCBI's taxonomy places the organism in Eukaryota, Euglenozoa, Kinetoplastea, Trypanosomatida, Trypanosomatidae.
AUGGCCGCGCGUAAUUUGUCAACGGGGAGUUCGUACUACCUGCCAUCUCCAAUGAUGCGUUCUUUGGAUGCUGGAGAGAGUGUGAAGUUUAUUGUAGUGACCGGUGGCGUCUGCAGCUCACUUGGGAAGGGCGUUACGACCUCUGCAACAGGUGCACUUCUUCGUGCCCAGGGCUACCGCGUUUGUAGCAUCAAGAUUGAUCCAUAUAUUAAUAUGGAUGCUGGAUUAAUGAGUCCCUAUGAACAUGGAGAGGUGUAUGUUCUUGAGGAUGGAGGUGAGGUGGACCUUGAUCUUGGAAAUUAUGAACGUUGGAUGUCAGUGCACUUGAGGCGAGAUCACAAUAUUACAACUGGAAAAGUUUUCCAAAAAUUAAUUUCAAAGGAGCGAUCUGGUGGAUUUUUGGGGAAGACAGUGCAGUUGGUGCCUCACUUUACAAAUGAGGUUGUGGAUCAAAUCUUUGAAGUUUGUCAAGAGGCGGUUUGUGAAGGUGGAAAGCGUCCUGAAAUCUGUUUGAUUGAGCUCGGUGGAACUGUGGGAGAUAUGGAGUCACAACCCUUUGUGGAAGCUCUUCGCCGUCUUCGUUACUCUAUUCCUCCACAAGACUUUUGCCUAAUGCACACAACAUAUCUUCCUGUGUUUGGUGGAUCCCAGAAGACAAAGCCGACGCAACACAGUUCUCGUACAUUACUUUCCCUUGGUCUUCAACCAGAUUUCUUGAUAUGCCGCAGUGAAGAACGCCUUGCAAAAGAAGUAAGGGAAAAGUUAAGCAAUCAGUGUGGUGUUCAGUUGUGCGAUAUUAUUGGAGCACCCAAUGUAGAUUGUCUUUACGAUAUUCCUGUGGAAUUCACGAAUGAAGGAUUAAUUAACCGUAUACUGCACAAACUUCGAUUAUCCCCUAAAGUACCACCUUUGGAUGUACCUACUUAUGAUACAUUUGUUAAGUACACAAAAAUUCUUCGUGAUAUGUCAAACCCUGUUGUACGAAUUGCUUUUGUGGGUAAGUAUGUUGGAGGUGGUGGAGACGCUUAUUUCUCAGUUCUUCAGUGCUUUGAACACUGCCAAAUUGCCCUUGGUGUAAGACUUGACAUUUUGUACAUUGAAUCCGAAGAUCUAGAAGGCCCUAACGCCGAUGAAGCUAAACAAGCAAUUCUUGAAUGCGAUGGUAUAUUUGUCCCUGGUGGUUUUGGAGUUCGUGGAGUGGAUGGCAAAUGUAUUGCUGUUGAAUUGGCGCGAACACACAAUAUUCCCUACUUUGGUGUUUGCCUUGGCAUGCAGGUGGCCCUCAUUGAGUACUGCCGCAAUGUCCUUGGCUGGAAAGAUGCAAACAGUGAAGAGUUCAACCCCUCAAGCACCCACCAAAUCGUACGUAUCAUGGACUGCGAUCGCACGAGCAUGGGAGCCAACAUGCACCUUGGCGCCCGAGCGGUGCACAUUGUGGAGCCGUCCUCGCGUCUCUCGAAGAUUUACUCCGGCGCGCCCGUUGUGGUGGAGCGGCACCGCCACCGCUACGAGGUGAACACAACGUACGUGGAGAACCUGCGAUCGGCCGGCGUGGUGAUCAGCGGCGUGUCGGACCCGCAGUUCGGACCGCAGUGCCGCGUCGAGGCGGUGGAGCUCCCCGCCAACCGCUUCUUCCUCGCCGUGCAGUACCACCCGGAGUUCGUCUCCUCCCCGAUGGACCCCUCCCCGCCGUACGUCGCCUUCAUGGCGGCAGCCGCGCGGAAGGAGUACACGUGGCCAGAAACCUGCGCAGCGCGAAGGGUAAAGGUCCCAACCGUGUUAACACACAGAGAAGUCGUCUCCAAGUAA